GCCGCACAGCUCCUGUCGCCGUUGCGGCUUCCGGUGCUAGGUGGAGGGAAGGAAGGAGGGAGCCGGGGAGCGGGCCAGGGGAGCAGCCGCGGUGAAGUAGGCUUGGAGAGCCAGAGAGAGCGGAGUGAGAGGCAAGUGGAACUUGCGGGGGCGGAGGCGGUGGUAGCAGCGGCGGAGCUGGGAGCAGGAGCAGGAUCAAGUCCUCCAUACCAGGGACCAGGCUGCAGCUGCUUCCACUUGAGCCCCCCUAUCCGUAGAGAGCAGCUGCUGUAAUCAUGGGCAAUAUCUUUGGAAACCUUCUCAAGAGCUUGAUUGGGAAGAAGGAGAUGCGCAUCCUGAUGGUGGGCCUGGAUGCUGCCGGAAAGACCACUAUCCUGUACAAGCUGAAACUGGGGGAGAUUGUCACCACCAUCCCCACCAUUGGAUUUAACGUGGAAACAGUAGAGUAUAAGAAUAUCAGCUUCACAGUGUGGGAUGUAGGUGGCCAGGACAAGAUUCGGCCCCUCUGGAGGCACUACUUCCAGAACACCCAAGGCUUGAUAUUUGUGGUCGACAGCAAUGAUCGGGAGCGAGUAAAUGAGGCCCGGGAAGAGCUGAUGAGGAUGCUGGCCGAGGAUGAGCUCAGGGACGCCGUGCUUCUUGUCUUUGCAAACAAACAGGAUCUGCCGAAUGCUAUGAAUGCUGCUGAGAUCACGGACAAGCUGGGCCUGCAUUCUCUGCGUCAUCGCAACUGGUACAUUCAGGCCACCUGUGCCACCAGUGGGGAUGGGCUGUAUGAAGGCCUGGACUGGCUGGCCAAUCAGCUCAAAAACAAGAAGUGAGAGCCAGACAGCCCUGUCCAGCCAGCCCACUCACCCCUGACAUACCCGUUAUCUCCCUGCCCCAGUCCUACCCUUUUCCACUGCAAGUGUGGCCAGGGCCCUGGGUAUCAUGUCCGCAUGCCCAGCAAGAGCCUUGCCUCCCCUGCCUCCCCUUCUUUCCCCUUUCCAUUGACAUGACCAGUCCCCAAUUGCUGUCUUGAUGAUGAAUCAUUCCAAUUUACUGGAUUUAAAACAAAAAA
Messenger RNA from Heterocephalus glaber (naked mole-rat), 1060 nucleotides. It is a transcript of the gene Arf3, whose product is annotated as ARF GTPase 3. Gene Ontology annotation, molecular function: GTP binding; GTPase activity. The record is from RefSeq and is a predicted model, not a curated record. NCBI's taxonomy places the organism in Eukaryota, Metazoa, Chordata, Mammalia, Rodentia, Bathyergidae.